Molecule: messenger RNA, 231 nt
Organism: Fusarium pseudograminearum CS3096
Lineage: Eukaryota; Fungi; Ascomycota; Sordariomycetes; Hypocreales; Nectriaceae
Exons: 1
Source: RefSeq, a predicted model, not a curated record
GAAGAGGAAGAGGAAGAGGAAGAGGAAGAGGAAGAGGAAGAGGAAGAGGAAGAGGAAGAGGAAGAGGAAGAGGAAGAGGAAGAAAGGCAGGGCUUCGAGGAAAUCGAACCUGCACUUUUAUCCUUUUCACAAGACUCUCAUGAAGUCGUCGUGUACCUCGACAUCCAGUACGGCCAGUCUACCACUUGGUCUGAGAUUCUUUUGAGUCUCUGUAUCGGACUGCCUACAUGA